This is a messenger RNA of Perognathus longimembris pacificus (Pacific pocket mouse), 1593 nucleotides long. It is a transcript of the gene Tmem121b, whose product is annotated as transmembrane protein 121B. Bases 1 to 1593 code for a protein of 530 amino acids. NCBI's taxonomy places the organism in Eukaryota, Metazoa, Chordata, Mammalia, Rodentia, Heteromyidae. The transcript has a single exon. The record is from RefSeq and is a predicted model, not a curated record.
AUGCGCCCCGCGCCCGGCCGCCCGCGCCCGCUGUCAUCCGCGUGCGCCCCGGCCCCGCCGGCCCCCGCCGCCGCGCGGCUGCAGCCCCGGUUCCUCCGGGGCGGCUCGGGCGACAGCAGCGCCGGCUCCCCGGGCAGCAGCACGGGCGCCGAGCGGGAGGACGACGACGACAGCGGCAGCAUCCGCCGGCCGCUGGUGCCGGGCGCCGCCGCCGCGCUCGCGGGCCCCGCGGCUCCGGGCGCCGCCGCCGCCGCCUCGCCGGCCUCCAGCUCGCCCUCCGCGCCGGCCUCCACGCCCGCCUCCCGCGGCGGCAUGACGGCCGCGGACCUCGGCGGGGCCGUCGGGGGCCCCGGGGCGCACGCGGGCGGCGCCUCCCGGGGCGGCGGCGGCGGCUGCGGCUGCUGCGGGCGCCCGGCGCGGCCCGGGCGCGGGGGUCGGCGGCGCGGCUGCGGCCCGGGGCCCGCGUGCCGGCGGGUCUACCAGGCGCUGUCGGUGGCGCUGCUGCUGGCGCAGGGCGGCCUGCUGGACCUGUACCUCAUCGCCGUCACCGACCUCUACUGGUGCUCCUGGAUCGCCACCGACCUGGUGGUGGCGGCGGGCUGGGCCAUCUUCUUCGCCAAGAACAGCCGGGGCCGCCGUCGGGGCGGCGCGCCCGGCCCGCCCCCGCCGCCCCACCACCACGCGCCGCCGCCCGCGCCCCUGCACCUGCCGGCGGGCGCCGCCGGGGCCAAGGCGGGGGCGGCGGCGGCGGGGCGCGCGGGGCGCGGCGGCCCGGGGGGCGGCCCCGACGGCGGCCCCGCGGCGGCGGGCGAGUUCGCCUUCGCUUACCUGGCCUGGCUCAUCUACGCCAUCGCCUUCACCCCCAAGGUGGUGCUCAUCCUGGGCACCUCCAUCUUGGACCUGGUGGAGCUGCGCGCGCCCCUCGGCACCACCGGCUUCCGCCUGACGCUGGCGCUGUCGGCGCCGCUGCUCUACGGCCUGGUGCGCGCCGUCGGCGGGGCGGGCGCGGGCUCGGCCGGGCCGCUGCUCCUGCGCCCGCAGCGGCACCGCGCCGCCGGCUGCUUCCUGGGCACCUGCCUGGACCUGCUGGACAGCCUCUCGCUGCUGGAGCUGGUGCUGGACGGCCGCGCGCCGCUGCCCGCGCACCUGCGCCACCUGCUCCUGGCCGGCUACUUCCUCACGCUGGCCUCGCCCGUGCUCUGGCUGUACGAGCUGGGCGCGCGGGGCCCCGCGGCGCCGCCCCGCGCCGGCGCCCGCCUGCUGCGCCUGCUGGGCGGCUGCCUGGUGGACGCGCCCCUGCUGGCGCUGCGCGGCCUCCUGCUGGCCGGCUACCGGCAGCCCCUCUCCAUCUUCAUGCUCAAGAACCUCUUCUUCCUGGGCUGCCGCGGCCUGGAGGCCCUGGAGGGCUGCGGGGACCCGGGGCCGCGGGCCUCGCCCGGACGGGCCUCCCCGGGCCGGGCCCGGGGCGGCGGCGGGGCCCCGCCCUCCGCCCCGCCGCCCCCGGGAGGCCCCCAGCCCGGCCACGGCGCCCCCGAGCACGAGGGGGGCCCCCAGGGCUACGUCAACACCCUGGCCGUGGCCUCCCAGAACUGA